This is a messenger RNA of Drosophila persimilis, 1077 nucleotides long. RefSeq names its product SH3 domain-binding protein 1. NCBI's taxonomy places the organism in Eukaryota, Metazoa, Arthropoda, Insecta, Diptera, Drosophilidae. Bases 15 to 698 code for a protein of 227 amino acids. The record is from RefSeq and is a predicted model, not a curated record. The transcript has a single exon.
GUAACACCAAGUCGAUGCCCCUCAUUCAGGCCAUGCCCACGCCCACGCCCACUCCGACACCGACGCCGACACCCACGCCCAUGCCACACCCUGUCGCCGUUCGAGUCCAGCAGGAUUAUCAUCAGCAUAACCAGAGCCCAAUCUUCAAGACCUAUGCCAAGUCCAUGCCCGUGACGCCCAUACAGCUUCAGUCGCCGAUGGAAGAGACGCCCUCCUACGAGCUCUACGAACGCCACGCCCGCUCCGACGCCACAUUCCACUUUGACGACGAUGUAGAUGUGGAUGAUGACGACGAUGAUGUGGAGGAUACAUCAUCGCUGGCCAUGAUCACACCGCCGCCACCCUACGACACCCCCUAUCUACUUUCGAGAAGAACCUGCAACAGUGCGGCGGCUCUGUCGCCGCCGCUGCCGCCUCCCCGCAGAUUCCGUUUCGGCAAUCGGGAGUUCUUCAGCAUGAGUCCGGGUGGUGGCGGUGCCACGCCCACAUCCACAUCCAAAGGCAGCGCCAUAACACCCACGAAACUGAGCGCCGCUGCGGCAGCCAUGUUCGCCACCCCACAAAUGGCCCAGCUGAACAGAAAGUGGGCGCACUUGCAGCGGAAGCGGCGACGGCGAAACAGCAGCUCCGGCGACUCCAAGGAGCUAGACAAACUGGUGCUGCAAUCGGUCGAUUGGGAUGAGAAUGAGAUGUAUUAGACACAAUCGAUGCACAGAGACUUAAUCGAGCUGCAAAGCUGAAAUCAAGUAUAUGGUUUAAGAGUGCUGAUGUUGACCCUGUCUACAUCUGAGAGGGUCUAGGGCUGAGGCUGAACUGUUGCUAUUACGUAUAUCCUUCCCCCUUCUCCACUUAUCCUCGCUUGUCCCUAUCCUCCACCCAAGUCCAUUUAUCGAGCGUAAGAUGAUAAUAGUUUGCAUUUUUCCGAUAGGCGCUGGAUGAGGAUAUAAUUAGAGACAGAAGCCAGAGAAAUUAUACACGAAAUUUACAGUUAUAUAUAGCCUAUAUAUACCCAGUUCUGCUGGCAUACACAUGCAUCAAAUACGUAUAUAUACGAUUAUAUACCAUACACAUACUUGA